Molecule: messenger RNA, 2557 nt
Organism: Xenopus laevis (African clawed frog)
Lineage: Eukaryota; Metazoa; Chordata; Amphibia; Anura; Pipidae
Gene: znf177.S
Product: zinc finger protein 177 S homeolog
Exons: 12
Coding region: 272-1975 (567 amino acids)
Biological process (GO): regulation of transcription by RNA polymerase II; regulation of DNA-templated transcription
Cellular component (GO): nucleus
Molecular function (GO): RNA polymerase II transcription regulatory region sequence-specific DNA binding; DNA-binding transcription factor activity, RNA polymerase II-specific
Source: RefSeq, a predicted model, not a curated record
UUUCGGGGGGUUUUGUUCCAGUGUAGUCCUGUCAGUUGUUAGACUCCUGACCUAGUGGAACUGGCGCGCUGUUUGUCUUUACAGCAGUCACCUGUGACGGGGUUACAGCCGCACUGGCAGCGCCCAAAAGGAGUCUGUGGCUUAGGCAUACAGAUAAGCAGAAGUAGAGCCUGCCAAAUCUAUUGGAUGCCCUGGGCAAGCCCUGCUGCUGAUCACCUCGCCAGCCACAGCAAGGAAAAACAGACUCCGUAACACAUCUAGCAAUUAAGACAUGGCACCGACUAUGGAUAGCAGAGAAAUCUCUAAAAGAAAUAAGAUCAAAGGAAAAAUGAAGACUUGUACUGCGUCAGUAAAGCGGAGUCCCUCCCCUGUGAUGAUUGAGGCAACGACAUCAAUCGGUUUUAAUGAAGUUGCCGUCUACUUUUCUGAAGAGGAAUGGAGGAAUUUAGAAUUAUGGCAAAAAGAGCUGUACAGCAAUGUGAUGAGGGAAAUUCACACUACUCUAAUCUCACUAGGUUAUACUAUUGAUCAUCCUGAUGUUCUUUGCCGAAUUAGAAAAGAUCAAGAUCCAUAUAUAAGUAGCCUGGAAGAAGAAAGGAAAACAUCAUGUUUUCCCUCUACCAGUUCCUCCAUUUUGAGUUCUGACAUCCUGUGCAGGAUCAAACCUGAUGAUGAUUCUUGUAGCACAAAUAAUGAAAGCCUUAUGGGUGAUUGCUCUACCAAAUGUUCUUCGGUUCUUAGUCCAGACAUCUUAUUCAGGAUCAAGUAUAAUGAAGUUCCUAGUUGCUUUGAAGAUGAAAAUGCAACAGAAACUUACCCUAUAUCAGAAGAACCUGUAUCUGCCCAGAAGUUGCCAAACAUGAAGGAAAUCCCUCCUGGUUUUGAAGGCUCUCUGAUGGAAAAUACUACCAUUUCUGUAAAAGAAGAAGACUAUAACAGUGACCAGGAAAAUCGUGAUGAUGAUGGCAAAGAUGAUGAUGAAGAAAGUGCUAAUUCCAAAGCAGGAGACUUAAAUCAGCUGAUCUUCAAUCCAAAUUUAUCUCUCUGGAUAAAACAUGUGGAUGAGCCUUCAGAAUCCCAAGAUCUACAAAAUUCUUGUGUCGGAGUUGAUGAUUCAAUCAGAAAAGAGGGGAAUGGCACAACAGCUUCACUCAAGCUGCCAAUACAGAAAACCUACUUCUCAAACAAGGAAAAUUCUAAUGAGGACAAGUUGCUGUUUGGACAACAAAAUCUUCCUACAGUUAACAGACCAGAAAGCAAUACAAAAGGGGAAGAAAGCCUUCUCUCCAUCGUGCUUAAGAGGGCGAAUGCAGGAAGUCUAUAUCCACCAAAUUACAUCUAUUUUAAUAACUAUAAAUGCUCCGAAUACAUCAAAGGCAUCCCAAGAAUUGCUGAAAAAGAGACGUUUUGCAGUACUAACGUGUCAAGUGUGCAGACAUCAAAAAGUAAUGAAAUUCUUAGCAGUUUUCAGUCGGUGAAGUCUAUGCCCGGAUUCCAACCCAUUGAUGAAGUAGACAAACCCUACAGAUGUAACAUAUGUGAAAAAACUUUCAAAGCCAUAGGUAUUCUUAACGUCCAUAUGAAAACGCACACUUAUGUCAGACCAUAUCAGUGUAAUGAAUGUGGGAAAAGCUUUCGUGACAACUGGAAUUUAAAAGUCCACCAGAAAAUACACACAGGCGAGACGCCGUACAAAUGCACCAUAUGUGAAAAGGGUUUUAUUCAGUAUGCUACUUACAUGAAGCAUCAGCGCAUUCAUACCGGAGAGAAACCAUAUGUCUGCUGUUACUGUGACAAAAGCUUUACAAACAGUUCCAACCUAGUCAGGCACCACCGCACACACACAGGGGAGAAGCCGUACAUCUGUGUAGAAUGUGGCAAAAGCUUCAGUUAUAACACAAGUCUCAUUCAGCACAAACGAGUUCAUAAAGUAGACCCUGUAGAGAGCGGGAAGACAAAUUCUGAGAAGCAAUGAGCCUUGCUUUUGGGGUGUUACGUGGAUGCUGCUCCCCGCCUUAAGACACACUUGCUAAAAUAUGAUUGUUAAUGUAAGAUAUUUGCACAGGUUUCGGUUAAACGUCGCCUUGCUGAGGAUAUUGACUACAUUUCCUUUUAUUGGAAGCUGCUUUAAUAAAUUGAACUGCAGUAACACAAGCCAAUCUCACAACAGUAAUAAGUCAUGUACAGUCAGAUGGCAGUUUAUGGGUAUCAAAAUCAGGGACGUAGCUCUGAAGGACACAGCCCUCAUUGGGCAGUUUAAUCGUUAAUGUCUUAUUCCUAAAAUUUAGAGUGGUCCUAAAAGGAUUUGUGUAUCUUAUCACAAUCCUCACAUCUACAACUAAGAAAUGUGUCUGCAUUUUACUGAUACGCUGCCUCCUACAUGCAUGGAACCACGUAAAAAGAUUAAAUAUAGUUUUGAAAUCGUAAAUAACUGAGUUUGUAACCAUGGGAGUGACUAAAACAGAUGAUACAAGCGGUACUGACGAACAAUACCUGGAUCUUCUAUGAUAUAUCCGUGCUAUUAUGUUGAGUGUGUUGAAUAAAGUGCCAAACUGGA